Molecule: messenger RNA, 825 nt
Organism: Amphimedon queenslandica
Lineage: Eukaryota; Metazoa; Porifera; Demospongiae; Haplosclerida; Niphatidae
Exons: 3
Coding region: 238-810 (190 amino acids)
Source: RefSeq, a predicted model, not a curated record
AUAUUACCAGCCACCCAGUCACUGUUCUAUCAAAUAUUCUUCAGUUUUAAUCCUACAGCAUUCCUAAGCUACCCAGGAUGCUGUGUCAUAAGGGGCAGGCCUCUAGUGAUACCUAGUAACAGUGUCCAUGAAUCAGGAGAGACUUUUAUUAGCGAUAUUCACACUAGAAUCCCAACAAUAUGUGGUAUAACAACACGUUACACUUGGAAGAACCCACUGGGUUUAGUCAAUCAAUUAAUGAACCCAAGAGCCAUGAGGUACCCAGCUAAUACUAGACCGGCUGUUACCAUGGCAAUAAGGAAGAAACCUGUCUCACUGGGUUAUCCAAAUAUCCCAAAAGUACUUCAAAACUAUAGACCCCAUUCUACUGGGGCCAGCCUUCUUUCUACUGGAGCCAGCGUUCCUUCUACUGGAGCCAGCGUUCCUUCUACUGGAACCAGCGUUCCUUCUACUGGAGCCAGCAUUCCUUCUACUGGAGCCAGCGUUCCUUCUACUGGAGCCAGCCUUCCUUCUACUGGAGCUAGCGUUCCUUCUUCUUGUUAUGGAUCCUCAAAGAGAGUGUUACUUGAAGCUACUCCUCCUACUGUAGCUGCUAAUGGGCCAUCAGUCUCAAUGAGUGAUGGUGGUUUGAAGAGGAAGAGGUUGACUGAUGAAGAGGAAGAAGGAUUAUCCUUUAAGAGGUACCAAACUGUACCUGAUGUUAAUAAAUACAUUGAGGAGCAAGAGGUACAAGUUCAUAGAGUAUCAUCAGUAGAAGAAAUCAAAGUAUGUAAUCCUGAUUCAUGUACUGAUAUUGUCACUAAUAAUUGAGUGAAAAUUUUGCCU